This is a messenger RNA of Teleopsis dalmanni, 1832 nucleotides long. Its product is annotated as arginyl-tRNA--protein transferase 1-like. The record is from RefSeq and is a predicted model, not a curated record. NCBI's taxonomy places the organism in Eukaryota, Metazoa, Arthropoda, Insecta, Diptera, Diopsidae. The transcript has 10 exons. Gene Ontology annotation, biological process: protein arginylation. Gene Ontology annotation, molecular function: arginyl-tRNA--protein transferase activity. Gene Ontology annotation, cellular component: cytoplasm. The coding region runs from base 234 to 1790 and encodes 518 amino acids.
UUAUAUGUAAACAAAACGAAACGUUUAAACCAAACAUACUUUAAAAAUACAACUAUGUAUGUUAGAAUUUAUUUAUCGAUUAAAAGUUUACUUCAAACUGUCAGCUGCUUUUAAUUUUGACGUAUGGCGAACGAUUCAUAUUACUGAGUCGAAAAGUUUAAGUACUCGUCGGCGCUUUUAAAUAGCUUCUUUAAUAGAAUUCUUGGAAGUUUGAAAAAUAUAUUUAUUAUGCAAUGGAUUAUUCUUUGAUUAACUAUUACGGAUAUCAAAAAAGUAGAUGCGGAUAUUGCAAAGGGGUGAAAUGUAGUAAUUCACAUGGAAUGCAUGCCUAUGGCUUAACGCCACAGGAAUAUCAGGAUUUAAUUGAUCGAGGUUGGCGGCGGGCUGGACUUUAUUGUUAUAAGCCAGACAAUAUAAAAACUUGUUGUCCAUGCUAUACCAUUAAAUGUGACGCUUUGGAAUUUAAAUUAACAAAGACUCAUAAAAAAAUCUUGAGGCGUAUGAAUCGUUUUUUACGUGACGGCAAAAAAGAGCAACAUGAAGAACGUAUAGAAAAUUCCAUGGAUACUGAAAGAAAUUGCGAAGAAUCUGGAAUAAUUGAUGUACCAAAAACUGAUAUUAAUCUUGCCGAUAUUGUGACAAAAACUCGUGAAAACUGUACAACAAAUUUGCAAAAUAAACAAAAUGCACAAAUUAAAAAUGUCUCACAAGAUGCGAAUACUGCUAUACCAAAAACAAGUGCCAGUUCACAACUAUGUGAAAAUAGUGAACAAAAUGACAGUUCACAGCAAUCUUUAGAGAGACCAGUUUGCAAGAAAGCUAAACAAAUGCGGUUGGAACGUAGAAGAACCAAACUCGCUUUAAGAGGUAUAUCUGAAGAGGCAGCAACGGCUUCUAAGUCGAAGAUACAAAAUAAAGAAAAAAGUUUACAGGAUUAUAUAAAUGAUACAACUGCCAGCGAUAAACACAAACUAAAGCUAAUUCUAGUGGAAGUGAAUAGUAACCAGUUCAGAAAUACGCUGAUGAAAACUUUUGCAUUGUAUAAAAAGUAUCAGAUAUUGAUACAUAAUGAUCCACCACUGGAUGUGAAUAGUUAUUUAGAGUUUUUACAGGAGUCUCCGAUAGAGAUGAUUGAACCUGUAAAUGGUGCUCCAACUGGUUAUGGUUCUUUUCAUCAGCAAUAUUGGCUUGAUGAUAAAUUAAUUGCAGUUGGUGUAAUUGAUAUAUUACCAUACUGUGUUAGCUCCGUAUAUUUUUUCUAUGAUCCAGAUUAUAGUUUUCUAUCCUUGGGUACAUAUGCAUCCUUAAGAGAAAUAGAGUUUGUACAACAAUUAUCAACACACGUAGAUGCUAUUAAAUAUUAUUAUAUGGGUUUUUAUAUACAUUCCUGCCCAAAAAUGCGUUACAAAGGUAAACUUGCACCCUCCUAUCUAUUGUGUCCAGAGUCAUAUAGUUGGUGUUUACUUACACAAGAAAUUCGAGAUAAAUUGGAUGAAAAUAAAUACCAACGGUUAAAUUCGAAUUUAAGCGAUGAAGAUCCAAAUAAGUUCGAAAUACGAGACUUGGAUAAAGUACGUUUACUUGUAAAUCAACGUCACUUCGUUACCUAUCCUCAAUAUAUUCAGUCUUUUAAAAUAAAACACAUUGACAACAUUCUGGACAUUAUAAGGAGCAGAAUUUACAAGGAGAUAACUGGUGAAAAUGACGAUCGUGAUAUAAUUAUUGAAUAUUGUAAACUGGUUGGAAAAAAGUGUGCUCAUCGAUUGACUUAUUUUAAAAAUGAUAUUUAAUCUUAUAUUCAUUAGAGUCAUAUUUGUCAAAUAUUUGUGAAA